Molecule: messenger RNA, 2131 nt
Organism: Styela clava
Lineage: Eukaryota; Metazoa; Chordata; Ascidiacea; Stolidobranchia; Styelidae
Product: outer dynein arm-docking complex subunit 4-like
Cellular component (GO): cytoplasm
Molecular function (GO): protein binding
Source: RefSeq, a predicted model, not a curated record
CCGCAUUCUUAUCCUGCUCCCAUUGUUUUAUGACGUUCUGAUUUUCUAGGUUGUAAAGUUAUUCGUUACUUUUACUGUUUAACACAUAUAAGGUAUUUGUAUAAGAGAAUGUAUGACGAAGAAGGAGAAGAUGAACCUAAAAGUUCUUUUCCUACUUACGUAGCGGAAGGAGACAAACUUUAUAACGCGGGAGAAUUUCAGAAAGCAUUGGAGAGUUAUACAACGGCCCUGAGUAUUCAGCCGACAGACAAGAAUUGUCUUGUUGCAAGAUCAAAGUGUUAUCUCCAGAUUGGUAAUGCACAAGAAGCAUUGAAAGAUGCUGAAGCUUCACUUUCAGAAGAGAAAGAAUUUCAUAAAGGCUUAUAUCAGAAAGCUGAAGCUCUAUACCAAAUGGGAGAUUUCGAAUACGCUCUUGUAUUUUACCAUAGAGGACAUAAAUUACGUCCAGAACUUCAAGAAUUCAGACUCGGAAUUCAAAAAGCGCAGGAAGCAAUUGAUAAUUGUGUAGGAAGUCCAUCCUCUGUUAAACUUGAAAACAAAGGUGAUUUAUCAUUUUUCAAUAAGAUGGAUGAAGGAAAGGGAAAAGCGAAACCCAGGGGAGCUUACAGACAACCCAACAAAGCAGCUCAAAAAACAACACGGGUUCAUAAAACCAAAAGUGGUACAAGCGAUAAAACAGCCAAAGCCUUACUCGGAGAAUUAUAUGCUGACAAAGAAUAUCUUGAAAAAUUAUUGAAAGAUGAAGAUUUGGUAAAAGGCAGUUCAGGUGGUAUGAGCAUAUAUGACUUAGUGUCAUCUGGAAUUAAUUAUCUCGAUACAAGAACUGAAUUUUGGAGACAACAGAAACCAAUGUAUGCAAGAAAGCGAGAUAAAGCUCUGAUGCAACAAAAAUGGUCAAACAGGAAAGCAACAGAUGCAACUUAUGAUGAUCCGACUAAAUUUAUAUUGAAAAAUCUAGAAGAGAUUGAUCAAGCAUUAGCUGAUGGGCGAGCAUCAGACAGUCUUACUCUUGCAGACAAGACUCUUCGAACUGUUUUAAAAAUGAAUGAAUCAGAUAUUCCAAACAAACCCGAUGUUGUUGCAAAUUUACAUAGUUGUGUUGGGAAUGCACAUCUUGAACUUGGACAAACCGACAAAGCACUUGAACACCAUCAAAGAGAUUUGGCAAUCGCGCAUGAACACAAAUUGUCAGAUGCAGAGUCUAGAGCGCUUGAUAAUCUUGGAAGAGUUUAUGCCAGAGUUGGAAAAUUCCAAAAGGCAAUAGAAUGCUGGACACAAAAGAUCCCACUUAGUAAAUCAGCGCUCGAGAGUACUUGGCUUUUCCAUGAAAUUGGGAGAUGUCAUCUUGAGCUUGAUGAGUGUGAGAAAGCACGAGAAUUUGGCAAAAACUCACUACUUGAAGCAAAAAAAGCAGAAGAUGACGUCUGGCAACUGAAUGCAAGUGUAUUGAUAGCACAAGCCGAAGUUAAACUUGAACAAUAUGAAGCUGCUGUCGAAUCAUUUGAACAGUCAUUAGAAAUGGCGAAGCUUCAAGGAGAUGACGCAGCAGAGCAAGCUAUUAUGAAGGCAUUAACUGAUGUUAGAGAAAGGAUUACCAAAAAGAAAGAGGAGAGUGGAGUUGAAGAGAAAUCAGAUUUUAUCAGCGGAGGGCAGCCAAGAGCAGGAAACUGUUAGAGAUGGACAAUCAGAAGAAGAAAUAAAAGAAGAAACUGAAUAAUUAUAUGUGAAAUUGAUUUUUAUCAAUUUUAUUUUGUUGGAUAUUGUUUGAUUAGUAUUCAUGAACAUGUAAACAUUAUAUUUUUUCAUAUUCUGUAGAUAUAUCACUGUUCAUUUUGCUGUUGUUGACGAUAUUUUUGUGAAGAGUCUUCUUUAAUUUGGUACCAAUGCCAAACUUUAAAAAUUUUGGUUGGACAUGAACCAAUGAUAAAUUGAUAUCUCAAUUUAUCUUUGGCCCUUGGUCGACAAGCACCACCGCUGUUUAAAGUAUUAUUUGCUUUCAUAAAUGUGCCUUUUAUUACAAAGAUAUAUAGUAACCACAAAAUUGACCAACUAUAUGAAAUUAGCGCAUUGACGCUAGCCAUCACAACAUCAAACAUAUGAGGAACCAUACGGUUUAAAUUCAUGGAUACAG